Molecule: messenger RNA, 1488 nt
Organism: Drosophila subpulchrella
Lineage: Eukaryota; Metazoa; Arthropoda; Insecta; Diptera; Drosophilidae
Gene: Ssl1
Product: general transcription factor IIH subunit 2
Exons: 3
Coding region: 72-1388 (438 amino acids)
Biological process (GO): DNA-templated transcription; regulation of transcription by RNA polymerase II; nucleotide-excision repair
Cellular component (GO): transcription factor TFIIH core complex; transcription factor TFIIH holo complex
Molecular function (GO): zinc ion binding
Source: RefSeq, a predicted model, not a curated record
UGCCGGUGCUUUUAUUGGGGUUUGUUUAAUUUAUUCAAUUCGAUUCCAAGUAGUACAACAGAACUGCAAUAAUGGCCGACGACGAGCAGGAUGACCAGAAGGAGUAUCGCUGGGAGACGGGCUACGAAAAGACAUGGGAGGCGAUCAAAGACGACGAGGACGGCCAGCUGGAUGGAGCCAUUGCGGAGAUCAUUCAGAAGGCAAAGCGCCAGCGGCAGGCUCAAAAGACCAAGCAGAACCGCCUGGGCAUGAUGCGGCACCUGUUCCUCGUGCUGGACUGCUCUGAGUCCAUGAGCGUGCCGGACCUGAAGCCUACGCGACUGCGCUGCACCGUGAAGCUGCUGGAGCUGUUCAUCGAGGAGUUCUUCGACCAGAACCCCAUCAGUCAGCUGGGCAUCAUAGCUCUGAAGGCCAAGCGGGCGGAGAAGGUGACCGAGCUCACCGGGACGUCGCGCGUUCACCUCAAGGCGCUAGAGGGCUUGGCAAACGUCUCCCUGACCAGCGAACCGUCGCUGCAGAACGGCCUGGAUCUAGCGUUGAAAACGCUGAAGGUUGUCCCCUCCCACGCAUCACGCGAGAUCGUCAUUAUAAUGGGUUCGCUAACCACCUGCGAUCCAGUGGACAUCAACCUCACCAUCGACGAGCUGAAGAAGGAGGGCAUUCGUUGCUCGGUAAUCUCCUUGUCGGCCGAGGUUCACGUGGCCCGCUACCUCACACAGCAGACGAUGGGUACUUUUGGGGCUGUUCUGGAUGACGCCCAUUUUCGCGACCAGCUUAUGUCCCAGGUGGAUCCACCGCCCGCCGCAAAGACCCAGCACUAUUCGCUUAUUCGUAUGGGUUUUCCUCACACCAAAAACGAGGUGGAGGGCAAGGACGCGCCGCUGUCCAUGUGCAUGUGCCACAUAGGAAACCUGGAGGAGCCCAGCGAACUGUGCACCACUGGUCACCAUUGCCCGCAGUGCAACAGCAAAUACUGCGAGCUCCCCGUCGAGUGUCAGUCCUGCGGACUCACCCUAGUCUCGGCGCCGCACCUGGCGCGGUCCUAUCACCACCUGUUCCCGGUGCCUAAUUUUGAGGAACUCCCGUUCGAGGCAAUGCCGCCCUCCUCCUCAGACCGCGACAGCGGGGUCAGGGAGUGCUACGCCUGCUUCAAGGCCCUCGGGCAGGUAACAGACAAGGUCGCCGAUAAAGUCGUCUAUAGAUGCGGAUUCUGCAAACAGUUCUUCUGCGUCGACUGCGACGUCUUCAUCCACGAGACCCUACACGCCUGCGUGGGAUGCAACACGAUUCCUGGCGUGGACGGCCUGGUCUAUCAGCAGAACGCCAAGUCCGACCAGGAUGAUGCGCACCCGGGGACUUCCAAGCAGCGCGCCCAGUUCGGCAUGUAACUGACUUUCUGUAGAUAGAUAUAAGAAACUCCAACUACGCAUUUAGGGCAAAACCAAUACAGUUCAAUUCGUACCGGUGUACGUGAGUUGUAUCAAUUAA